Liolophura sinensis is the source of this 7303-nucleotide messenger RNA. RefSeq names its product C-terminal-binding protein-like. The transcript has 11 exons. Bases 370 to 1719 code for a protein of 449 amino acids. The record is from RefSeq and is a predicted model, not a curated record. Gene Ontology annotation, cellular component: nucleus. Gene Ontology annotation, molecular function: DNA-binding transcription factor binding; oxidoreductase activity, acting on the CH-OH group of donors, NAD or NADP as acceptor; NAD binding. Lineage: Eukaryota; Metazoa; Mollusca; Polyplacophora; Chitonida; Chitonidae. Gene Ontology annotation, biological process: regulation of transcription by RNA polymerase II.
CAGUUGCUUUGCCUGAAGAGUAACAAAUCCAGUUUAUUUGGGAAAUUAGUUGUUUAUGAUCUGUCAAACGGCAGUCUACAAGGUUUAUUAGUGUAAUUUUAAGGUUGUCGAUUCAGAAAAAAAGGAGCAAGCAGAAAUUCAUUUAGCGCAAGGGCAGAAUUAAGCGGUCCAAGUUGAACUCGCCGGCAGUCUUUGUCUAUUUUCCAAAGGUGGGGCUGUACUCUAGUCAUGUUUGCUUUCCCAUAGCUGUGUACUGAUUGCCCAGUGACACAUCAAUCUUGAGCACGAGUAUCUGUCUGGUACCACUUUGCCAGGAAGUGGAGUCCAGUAGGUUCUCGCCAGAAGAACCCCUCAUGCUGUAACCAGCACAUGGACUAUAAGAAUCCUGUACAUCCAAACAAAAGACCCAGGACUGAACCACCUACAAUGUCUAUUCGUGGUCCCAUCCCUAAUGGCCCUAUGCAUCCGCGCCCCCUCAUUGCCCUGCUGGACGGUAGGGACUGCUCGGUGGAGAUGCCCAUACUCAAAGAUGUCGCCACAGUCGCGUUCUGCGAUGCCCAGUCAACUUCAGAAAUACAUGAAAAGGUUUUAAAUGAAGCAGUUGGUGCACUGAUGUGGCACACAAUCACACUGACCAAAGAAGACUUGGACAAGUUCAAAAGUUUACGGGUGAUCGUCAGAAUUGGCAGUGGCUAUGAUAAUGUAGAUGUGAAGGCCGCCGGAGAGCUUGGUAUUGCAGUCUGCAAUGUUCCCGGCUACGGCGUUGAGGAAGUGGCUGACUCGACCAUGUGUCUAAUUCUGAACCUGUACCGCAGAACCUACUGGCUGGCUAACAUGGUCAGGGAAGGGAAGAAAAUCAGUGGGCCAGAAAACUUACGAGACGCUGCUCAAGGCUCCGCACGCAUCCGAGGCGACACGUUAGGAAUUGUGGGCUUAGGUCGUGUGGGUACAGCUGUGGCACUCCGAGCUAAAGUAUUUGGUUUCAACGUUAUAUUCUAUGAUCCAUAUCUCCCUGAUGGAAUUGAAAAGUCAUUAGGCAUAACGCGGGUGUACACACUGCAGGACCUGUUAUUUCAGAGUGACUGCGUAACUCUGCACUGUAACCUGAAUGAACAUAACCACCAUCUCAUCAACGACUACACAAUCAAACAAAUGAGGCCAGGUGCCUUCCUCAUCAACACAGCGCGUGGAGGUCUGGUGGAUGAACUGGCUCUGGCCUCAGCGCUUAAGGACGGACGUAUCCGGGCUGCAGCACUUGAUGUGCAUGAAAGUGAGCCAUUCUCCCUCACAAAUAGUCCCUUAAAAGACUGUCCAAACCUGAUUUGCACACCUCACUCGUCCUUCUACAGCGAGCAGAGUGUGACGGAGCUGCGCGAGAUGGCUGCUGGAGAGGUGAGGCGGGCUAUCAUGGCCAGGAUCCCCGACAGUCUCAGGAACUGUGUCAACAAGGAGUACUUCUCCCCAGGAGUGAUUCCAGGAGCUAAUGUAAGAUACCCAGCGUUUCCACCGACCGGGUUUCCCGGGGACUCCAUGAACGGAGCAGGGACUUAUGCAGGCUACAACCAGGCAGCAGCUGCAGCAGUGGCCAUGGGAGUGCAUUCAACCACCAUAGAGGCACACCAGCCGGUGUCACACAGCACCGCCCACAGUACACCGCACAGCACCCUCUCCGACUCUGGCAACCACUUGAUCAAAUCUGAGACCUCGGAGGUGCAUUAAUACUGGCCAGAACUGUGACACUGAUCAUAAACUUACAACCGCGCGAUCACAUUUCACCAGUGUGAGAACUUUGUAUUACACAAACUGGGCAAAGUGUGGGAAAAGUUUGGGAUUUUUUUUUUUUUUUACGAAAGGAAGAAAAACGAAAAGUUCAAAGGAAAAUUUUUUUCCUCCUAAUCUUGUGAAUUUUUUUUCAUACUUUUGUUUUCAGAACCUUCCAGAUUUGAAAAACUUUAAAUGUGGUCAAUGCGAAGGGUUCAAAUGGGAGAAUAUAUAUUUUUCUUUCAAUUUUUCAUGAAUUUGUUCCAAAAAAUGUAACAAAAAAGAAUAGUGAUCUUGCAUGUUUUUUUUGUUUUUUUUCCUGUUGACCAACUUCAUCUUGUAGAGGUUAUUAUGUUAUCUGUAUUCGCAUCAUCCGUCUCUUAUUUCUAUUUUUUGAGCCAGUACAAUAUAUCAGCUGUUGACUCAGAUCUGUACUCUUCUGUUGAUUCAGAUACUGGGUUACACUUGCUUCAUAAACAGAUAUGGUUCUCAUCUAUAUUAUAGUACAAUUAAUGGAGGCAUUUUCGUUUUGGUAGAACUGUUUGCACCAGACUUGUGCAACACCUCCAAAAGGAAAAUGACUGCAGUCAGAAACAAAGGAUCACAAGAGUUCUUUUUGGUAGGAAACACGUCACUCUUCUUUUCUGAUGAAGCAGUUUUGAUAAUUGAAGCCCAUCUGAUAAUUCCAAGACUUUUCAUUAUUAUGUGGCUUAAAUACAGUUUCAAUUUUGAAAGGGUUUGGGAGUGAAAAUCUUUGCAGGAAGUUUUCAUUACCAAGGACAGUGUUUUGUGAGAAACAUUAGUUGACAUUCUGGGUACAGUAAGAUAGUGAAGGCAGCGCCUCAGUUUUCAUUGUUGGCUGAGGUGUAUCUGUGUGUACUACUGUAGAAGACGUGUGGAAAUGUGGUGGGAAUGGACAAGGUCAUAUCGUACUGUCCAGGGAUUAUUCUGACGUUUCUGUAUCAUUGUACACGAUGAGGGCUGUUAGUAGAUGAAAUGUUUGUGCAGAAUAGGUUUCUUUUUUUUUUAAAGCCAGGUUUCAUUAAUUAUUUGUCCAUAAAAAUCUCUGAAGUAGGAGAAUGUCAUAUCUUCAUUACACAUCUUCAUCAUUUUCAUUUUUCACAUUGAACACAUCUGAUAAUAAUCUUGAAAUUUCUGCCAAUCAUGCAGUAAUUAUUAGAGGUGGCCAAAAAAAAAAAAAAAAAAAUUCAAGACGCCAAAAAUCAUGCAGUUACAUAUAAAGGUGAUAAAGGAUUGCUGUGAGGUUUGUCCAUGGUUGUUAAAAAAAAAAAAGAAAAAAAAAGCCCACUUGCUCAGCAAUUGUGGUUUGCACGUUGAAACAAGACAGUGAUACUGAAGAUUUUGGAGGUAACUCAACAAAUUCGCCAUUCCGAUUCAUGAAUGUGUUUUCAAAUUUAUGAAUGAAGAAUAGCUCAGUCUUCACUUUACAUUAUAAAAACAUCACUUUAGUAAUUUUUUGCAUUUAAAAGUACAGCUAAGAUCAGGGAGUUGUUAAACCAACUAAAAUCUGAGGUUAUAUUCUGCCCUGAUGUGCUGGAUCUGUUCAUAUUUUACGCUUUAUACAGAUACUAUGUGUUUGUCACAUUUAAAUACUGAUUUCAUGUUGAGAGUGAUUAGGAUUAUCUACAAAACCAGUGUUGCAAGUUUGGCCCAGUAAACAAGGAACAAUGAAGAAUGGCUAGACAAUGCCUCUGAAGCCUUCGAACAGACAAUGCCAAUGUUUUCACAUACCCCAUGAAUUUUUUGGCCAGUCAGUGCCAGUGCUUGCAGAUAUCUCUUAGUUAUUUGGCCAGACAGUGCCAGUGCUUGCACACAUCCCUGAAUUCUUUGGUCAGAUAACUCAAGUGUUUUCAAAUACCACUGAGUCCUUUGGUCAGACGAUGCAUGCUUUAACACGUAUCCCUGAAUCCUUUGGUUAUACAAUGCCAGUGUUUUCAGAUACCACUGAAUCCUUUGGCUAGAUGAUGUCAGUGUUUUCACCUACCCAUAAAUCCUUUGGCAAGACGAUGUCAGUGCUUUCACAUAUCCCUGAAUCAUUUAGCCAGACAAUGCAAGUGUUUUCAGAUACCCCUGAAUCCUUUGGCUAGACAGUGCCAGUAUUUUCACCUACCCAUAAAUCCUUUGGCAAGACGAUGUCAGUGCUUUCACAUAUCCCUGAAUCAUUUAGCCAUACAAUGCAAGUGUUUUCAGAUACCACUGAAUCCUUUGGCUAGACAGUUCCAGUAUUUUCACAUACCCUUAAGUCCAUUGGCUAGACAAAGUCUGUUUUCACAUACCCCUGAAUCCUUUGGCCAGACAUAGUCAGUGUUUUCACAUACCCCUGAAUCCUUUGGCUGGACCAUUGGAAUGUUUUGACAUACCCUUUGGCUAGUCAGUGUUUUCACAUGCCCCUGAAUCCUUUGACUAGACAAUGCCAGUGCUUUCACGCUCUCCAGAAUCCAAAAAAUGAUCUUGCAAUAGUUCAGUCAUAGGAUAGGGAUAUGAGGUAGGCAAUGUCCUAUAUGAAAUGGUUUAGGUCUCCUCUUCCAUUGUCAGGAUACACAAACUAGGUUUGUUUGAGGGAUUCUGGCUGAAGUACAUCCAUUUAACAUUACACAUUUUGAGGCUUUUGCACAGAUAUCAUACAUGAAUAUCAUUGUUGAUCUUGGAACAAAACCAACAUCUGAAGGCAAACUGGGCCCAGUUGCAGACAUUGUGCAGACACUCUUGUUGAGAACAGACAUUUAAGUUGUUUGAUACAUACAUCCUUGUGUUUGAUGAAGACCUCCUGUUUCAUAGACAUCCUGUUGUUUCAUACUGACUUUGCGGCAUCCUUUAUUUGUCAGUUCUAUAUAUUUGAGACAUUGAUCAUCUUAAGGCACAGUGUGAUAAUGUUUUAGACUGAAAACGUGUACCACAUUCUUACAGCCACGCAAGCAUCGUGGAUUAAUCCUGAAAUUAUGCAUUUAAUAUAUGAAGAUCCAGUGGAAUUGUUUUGUCAUCAAAACGUGGAUUCAUAUAUGUAUUGGCAAGUUGAAUUUUGGAGGUGAAUAUUUGUUCACUUGUGGGAGGGUUUUGACUCCAGACUAGAAGGCCUGUAAUGUGCACACACAUGUAUCAGUACAUGUAUACCUCCAUGAAGUUGACAUCCAUAUCGGGCUGUUAAGUCACUUAGGCAACCAUUCAUGUUUAUUACAUAUAGUUUAGUGUGUAAUUGGCCUCUAGGGUGCAAAAAGGGCAUUUCUUCUGGGUGCACUUCUGUUUGCAACUGAUAAACAUUUCUUCUAUCGAAUGCAUUUGAAUGAUGUCUGAUUUUCUGAUGUCUGUCUGCUUUAAAAGGGAAACAACUCCUUCAUCGAUUUAUCACUAGCUUAGGUCUUUUGUGUCCGCUGAAACUUGAUGACCGACAUCUCAGUUAUACCUUGUACAUGUUUGUUUUCGAUUAGAUCUACAGUAUCCUAACAAUGUUGUUGGGGCGGGUUGACCAGUGGUGUUAAGGGUCACCACCGAGAAUGAGAACUAACAGUGUCCCAUUGUACAGUAUCAUCUCCAUCUACAGGUUGUGAGUCCACCAUCAUUGAUGUCUUCACACACAACCUUUUGUGCUGUCAUUUUGAAAGGCCAUGGAGAACAUGUUAUGUGUCUUUAACUUAACACAAUGACAUGAUUAUAUCUAUGGCUUUCAGAAUUAAUCAUUAGGCCUACAUGUAUGUCCAUUAGCAUGCUUAGUUGUUGUAUUGGCAGUUGUUGCAGUAAAAAGAAAGGAGAUAAACGAUGAUCUCUUCUCUUUUUGUUUCUCAGCUAAAAAAAGGGCAGGUAACUCUUAUGAUAAAUCCUGUUUGAGGGAGAGUGUUGUGCAUGAAAAACAGAUUGGCAAAAUGGCUGCACUCUCUUCUGUAUUCUCAACUUGUGAACUUGCAUAUCUCAUAUUGAUAGAUAUAUACAUAUAUAAUCAACAUGUGUACAUUUUCCAUACACUUAAUACCAUGUUUUGAUAAUUUCAUCCCAGUUCUCCCCCUCAAGAAAAAACAAAAAAACAAAACAAACCGGCCAGAGCAUUUGCAAGGGACUCUCAACCAAUAGUUUCUUGAUAAUAAUUACGUGCACAUAAUUGUCUGAAGAAUUUUGGGGUACUGCAGUGUUCCUUAUUCACAAAACAAAGUUUGCAUGUGACAUUUGUUAUUGAGGAGAAAAUGAGUUUCUUAUAUUUUUUGGGCCCGCUGUCGUCCUACAACACCUGUCUUUGAGCAUUUUUGGAUAUAUCAUGUAGACAGUUAUACUGUGCGGCCAUUUUGUAUUCUUUUUUCCUUUUUUCUCGGUUGUAAAGUGAAAUACAAUACCACCAAUUUUUCUGUAUUGUGAAUUUGGGCUCUAUUUUGUCUUUCUGUGCCCAUGUGUAAGCGUACUUCAAAUGUUGCUGUUGUUGGUGGUCUGCUUAUUCUUCUAUGCAGACACUAUUUGAAGGAACUAUCAUACAGUAUUUUGAGAUGGUUUACAACAACUUUAUAAUUUACACGACUUUAUCAGUGAAUAUUGAGUGACCGAAGCCGGACACAAAACCAAGGUGUUACAAUUUCUGUGAAAGUAGUGCUUUUGUAAUGUCACUUUGGCUUAUAAAUCUAUCAUCAGGUGUCGAAAGCUUGAUUAAAAACCAACUCUUUUAACACCCCACAAUCCUGUCAUUGGGAAGUAGGUCCUCUGAAGAUUUGCGCCACAUGAGACACAAGGUGACUCAAGUUACAUUUUGUAAAAUGUUUUUCAUUACAAGAUGUACACAGUUUGGACAGCUUGUCAUGCUCAUAGCGUAGACAUGAAAACACAAAUUUUGUACAGUUAAUUUUAAGCAUUAGAAAAUUUGCAGUCUUAAUUGAUGAAGUUGGUGCUUGGGACAACAGGACGGGAUGUUAAAAGAUUUGGUUUUAGUCAAAUCGACUCUAACCCAUGUUUUUUUUUUCAUUUGUACAUGUAGCUCAUGGUUUCGAUAGGUAAAUUUGAUACUGUGUGUACGUAUACAUCAGCUCUGCUUUGCAUAUGUCCGAUUCUCUGUGAGCCCAGCAUUUAGUUAUUUGUGUUUGUAAAUAGUCUUCAGCUACAGCAUAGCUCUCCUCCCGACUGAAAAACUAGCUUCAUGCUCAUGUGUUGUAUUGUUCAUGGACACAAUUCACCCUCACCCACCCCCCACCCCCUGCUCCCCAAAACCAAAACCCAUUUUCAUUUUAACCACUUUUGAGCUUUUUUUGCCCUAACUAUUUGCAGCCAUCCCAGAUCAUGUGUAUCAUGUCUUUGUGCCCCGUUUAGCCUUAUUUUGUUUCCCUUGUGCUUAUAUAUCUUGUUUGUGUAGUGCUCUAGCAACCAGCCUGGAUAUCCCCCUAGUGAUCUAGGGGGAGGUCACUCCUACAUGACCUCCCCCCAGACUGCCUGUGGUAUCUUGACCUCUAUUGAAUUGUAGCAUCAGUGUAUAGCCACAUUUGUAGAUAAUCUUAUUACAUUGUAAAACGAUCUUCCAUAUGAUUUUAAAUAAAGACUUUGAUCAGACAUACAA